CUAUGGCGGGGGCCUGGGCUUCGGCCUCGGCGGUGCUCCUCGUGCUGGCCCUGACGCACCUCGGCGAAGCCGUGGUCUAUUUCCAGGAGGAAUUCCUAGAUGGAGAUGGUUGGAAGAAGAGGUGGUUGCAAUCCACACACGACCCCAACUUUGGCAAGUUUAAACUGUCAGCAGGAAAGUUUUAUGGUGAUGCUAUGAGAGAUAGAGGUCUUCAAACUACUGAGAAUUCAAAAUUUUAUGCCAUCUCAUCACGAUUUAAACCAUUUAGUAAUAGAGGAAAGUCUUUGAUUAUUCAGUAUACAGUAAAACAUGAACAGAAGAUCGACUGUGGUGGGGGCUAUGUUAAGAUAUUUCCCUCAGAUGUGGAUCCAGAGAACUUGAGUGAAAACUCAUAUUAUUACAUUAUGUUUGGCCCUGAUAUUUGUGGAUUUGAGACAAGGAUCACUCAUGUUAUUUUAAGUAGCAGGAAUAAAUAUAUUUCAAACAAGAAAAGAAUCAGGUGUAAGGUGGAUGGCUUUACCCACUUAUACACUCUGAUUUUAAGACAAGAUCAAACAUACAAAGUGAGAAUUGAUGCUAAAUCUGUUGCAAGUGGCAACAUAAAUGAUGACUGGGAUUUCUUGUCACUUGGUAAAAUCAAAAAUCCUUCAUCCAAGAGACCUGAAGAAUGUGCUGAGAGGACCCAUGCUGAAAAUCUGAGUGGUGUGUGCAAAGAACGUGACUUUUUUUUGGAUAUGAUUGGCCAAAAGACCAGUACCGUUGAGUUACCUGGAAAAUCAAUGAUCCAGAAUCCUCUCUGCAAAAAUGAUUUGAAGCCAGAAAAUACUGAUGAUCAAAGUUAUAAUGAAGAUUGGCCCCAAUCGGAGAUGAAAAAUGAAGAACACGUGACAGACUUUAAUAAUGCUAUAUACGAGAACAUUGGUGUCAUUGGAUUGGAGCUCUGGCAGGUAAGAUCGGGGACCAUCUUUGAUAACUUUUUGAUUACUGAUAGUGAAGAAUAUGCCAAAGAUUUUGGAGAGCAGACCUGGGGAAGAACAAAGGGCCGAGAAAGAGAAAUGGACAGAAUCCAAACUAAAGCAGAAUUAGAAAAAGCAAGGCAGGAAGAAGAUGAAUUCUUUAGGGACCUGCGUAAAACAGGAUUUCCAAAGAAAGAUGAGCUUUAAAUGCAUUGUUUGAAGACGAGCUUCCUCUUCUGUCUUAACGUAUAGUUAGCAUUUUUUCGAAUCUACGCGUCUACAGGAGAUCUAAUUUAUGUGACAAAGAUUGUAAAAAAAAUUAAUAAAUCUGAUGCACUUUGGUGAAGUCAGUAACAUUUUCUUUUUCCAGACUUUUCCUGUUCGCCAAGAUGUUUCCUGUAAAUCAGUAUGUCAGAUUGAAACCUGAGUUCAGUUAGAGUCUUGCCAAAAAUGUGGAGUUUGAUUUUUCAAGUCGUUUCUGAAAGCUGGAAUUGAGAAAUGCCUGUAAAAGAGAGUAUUGUUUUACCUCCUUCCUGUUAUUGUUAACAAAUGUGAUACAUUUGCAAUUGGAAAUCUUGAGCACACAUCGUUGGGAGCUUUCACUUUUUACAUUUGAUUUGUCAUGGGGAAAUCUAGUCUUUGAAAACCAGCAUUUUAAACGUGCAAUAAAUAUUUCAGUGAUUUACAUUAUACAA
Molecule: messenger RNA, 1651 nt
Organism: Ornithorhynchus anatinus (platypus)
Lineage: Eukaryota; Metazoa; Chordata; Mammalia; Monotremata; Ornithorhynchidae
Gene: CALR3
Product: calreticulin 3
Exons: 9
Coding region: 3-1163 (386 amino acids)
Biological process (GO): protein folding
Cellular component (GO): endoplasmic reticulum membrane; endoplasmic reticulum
Molecular function (GO): calcium ion binding
Source: RefSeq, a predicted model, not a curated record